This is a messenger RNA of Pectinophora gossypiella (pink bollworm), 2001 nucleotides long. RefSeq names its product neurogenic locus notch homolog protein 3 (gene aspr). NCBI's taxonomy places the organism in Eukaryota, Metazoa, Arthropoda, Insecta, Lepidoptera, Gelechiidae. The transcript is spliced from 11 exons. The record is from RefSeq and is a predicted model, not a curated record. Bases 94 to 1539 code for a protein of 481 amino acids.
GCGAAUUCGUAGAGCGUAGGCGCUACUCGGAGUAUAAGGACGGUAGAAGUACUCAGAGUGUUGUUUUCCGCAACGAACACAGACAGAACAGACAUGGGUGGGAGGUUACUAUGUUUAGCGCCAGUGGUGCUGCUCGCUUUCUUGCAAGUUGGCGUUGAUGCUCAGCGCUACUACAACUACUACCCGCGCAGCUACUAUGGCCGCAACCUGUACGAGCACGGGCGCUCUAUCUCCGACAACCAGGUGUCAUGCGGCCCGCACACCUGCGGCGUUGGUGCCCACUGCACUCACGGCAGCGUGCGGCCCGUCUGCGCCUGCCUGCCCGGCUACUCUGGCGAUCCUCUCUCACAGUGCAUCAGGAUUGAGUGUGUUGACAACAGCGAAUGCCGAAGCACCCAGACCUGCGUGAACCAGCACUGCGUCAACCCGUGUGACGGCACCUGCGGCGUCAAUGCCAACUGUGAUGUUCGCAACCAUAUCCCGGUAUGUUCCUGCCCAGCUGGAUACACCGGCAAUCCUUUCUCAGCCUGCAGAAUCGCUGAUCCAGAGGAAGCUUGCCAUCCAUCUCCCUGUGGCCCCAACACCAAGUGCCACGUCGCUAACAACCAAGCUAUCUGCACCUGCCUGCCUGGAUACAGAGGUAGUCCUCUAACCGGCUGUCGUCACGAGUGCGAGUCUGACGGCGAGUGCGGCGCGCAGCAGUCGUGUCGAGAUUUCAAGUGCAUCAGCCCCUGCAGCGAUUGCGGAGUCAAUGCUGACUGCGAGACCGUCGCUGCCCAUCGCGCUGUCUGCAAGUGCCCGAGGGGUUACUUUGGCGAUCCCUACCGCAUCUGCAGCCCUGAAUGUUCGUCCGACGGCGAGUGCCCGAGCUACAAGCCCGCGUGUGUCUACAAUGCCUGCAUCAACCCUUGCACUAACGCUUGCGGUGUCAACGCCGACUGCAACCUUCGUGGACUGACCCCUGUCUGCUCUUGCCCUAGGAACAUGACUGGAGAUCCCUUCACAUACUGCAGACCUUUCGAAGCCCGUGACCUGUGUGAGCCGAACCCUUGCGGAACCAACGCUAAAUGCACCCCCGGACACGACCGCACUGGUGCUGAAAGACCCGUGUGCACCUGCCCUUCAGGGUACAUCGGCAAUGCUCUGGUCAACUGUGAUAGAGGUGAAUGCGAGUUAGAUUCUCAGUGCCCGGACCACCUGGCGUGCGUGGGUUACCAGUGUGUCGACCCCUGCCUUGGCAACACGCAGUGCGGUUCCGGUGCCGUCUGUAUGGGCAGGAGGCACAUCGCUGUAUGCACCUGUCCCAACGGUCGUAACGGUGACGCUCUUGUGAACUGCUACGAGUCUCGGUCAGUGGCGGCUACCACCCGCUACUACAGAUACAAGAGGAAUGGCGAUGGCACUGCUGCCGAUAAGGACAAAGAUACUUCCACUGAUAAAGAGGUCGUUCCCGAGCCAGACACCCUGCCAGAAGCUCCCCUCGCCGUCGCUACGGAAACCAAAGCUGAACCCGAAACCCAAACGGAAAAGAAAGAAUAAACACCACCCGGCAUAUUGUAACAUAAAAAAAUAAGAAAAUAUAAAAAAAACUUGUUUUAAAUGGCAGUGAAAAGAAUUACGCUUGAUCUAAUGGUUAUAAACAUAUAGAAUUGUUUACGAUCGCGUAAAAUUAAAAUCUUUAUAAUCUCUUGCCUUGUCUUGUCUGUCUGUGAAUUUUAAAUUUGCAAACUUAUAACGAAUGACGAUUUUUAAAUGGCGACUAGCAAUGUGUUCUUACUUAUUCAAAAUACUUAAAUAAAAUAUUUCGACAUAGCCAGGUACUGCUUGGGUACCGCUAAUUACUUAAUGACCUAUUUAUAAGUUUAAAAUAAUUAUGCUGCCAUUCACUUUGAUGUUAACUAUGAAUAAAGUUGUUAAAAGAUAUCGUGUGCCAUAACAUUUAUGGAAAUAACAUGUAAGGUUGUAAGUACCUCAUUCUAAUAAACAUUUUUGAAUUUAAAA